Tetranychus urticae (two-spotted spider mite) is the source of this 2563-nucleotide messenger RNA. RefSeq lists its product as uncharacterized. Lineage: Eukaryota; Metazoa; Arthropoda; Arachnida; Trombidiformes; Tetranychidae. The record is from RefSeq and is a predicted model, not a curated record.
GAAAAGUAUUAUUGAAUAGUCGAGAUAAAACUGUGAACAGUUGCAAACAGUUAGGCGAAAGAGUUGUCGUUCAACUCGAUAACAAAAGUGAAAUACGAAAAGAUAAAUCCAACAGAAUCGCAUCUUCUGUCAACAAUUGCUUAAGUGUCCAACCAUCAAGUCGACUGUUUUCAUUUCAAAUAUUGUUUCAUUUUUCAAUUUUAUCCACAAAAACAAAGCAAAACAAGGAAAUUGAAUAACUUUAGUCUAAUUCAUCUCUUGGUUUGCUUUUUAUUAUUUCAUUUUUUGCUUCUCACCUCAACUUUUCAACCUGAAAACGCAAAACAAAAACUGAUAACAAAAAUGAUGAUAAUGAUGACAAACAAUCGAUUGACAAGUUUUCCAAUCAGCAACAUGAUUCUAUUCUGGAUAACCAUUGUUUCAAUCAUCGUUCAAGCAUCACUAUUGCCUAUUGAUGAAGACACCGAUAAGAGGACGGGUCAUAAUAUAAUGAGAUUUGGCCGUCAAGCUGGACAUAACAUACUCAGAUUCGGUCGCACUCCAGGUCAUAAUAUAAUGAGAUUUGGUAAACGAGAAGAAUCCAAUUCAGCUCCUGGUAGUUCAUAUGAAAUAAGUGAAUCCAAAUUGCCAUCAAUUGAUCAAGGAAACAUUAAUCGUUACAUUUUGGAUCAACUAUCACCUUCAUCUUCAUCUUCAUCCUUGUCUCCAUCCUCAUCAUUGUCAUCUUCAUCUCCAUCUUUAUCUGGUUUAGCUUUUAAUGGAUACGAUAUGAAUGCAUCUCCGCUUGCAGCAUAUGGUUACUAUGGACAAGCUUCACCUUUAACUGCAUUAUUUUACAAUCAACGAAGUCCAGGAGCUUUACCUUAUCAACAAGCUAAAAAGGGAAGACCUGAAACUGACCAUGUAAUCAUGCGAUUUGGUUAACAAAAAAAAAGAUAUCAUUAAUGGUUGACUUAAACAAAGAAACAGCAAAAUACUCACAAUAAAUUACAAAAAUUGAUGAUGAAAAGUGAGAGUAUUAUAAAUAUAUAAAUAUAUUAAAAAACCAUCGAUAACAUCAUUAACAUCAUCAGCAAUUACCAUCAACGUUAGAAGAUAAAGCGAUUAUUGUUAACGAACAAAAAGUAUCAAAUCGAUUAAAAGAUGGGUCAAACCUGGCAACUAAUAUUAAUCAAGAAAACAGAACAUCUUUUGCUUUAAAUGAAAUCCAUUCCUUUAAAAAAAAGUACACAAAAAUAGAUGAAAACAAUCAAAUCAAGAGAAAUUAUAAAAAAAAUAUUGAAACAUUAAUAAUGUGCUGCAAAUCUUUGUGGAAGAAAAACAUUAAAAAUAACUCUUUUAACACCGUCCUUAUUAAUUGGGCUUUUCACUUUUCAUCAACUAGGCUUUUAAUUUUGCAUCAACGUCAGCUUAACCGAGUAUCUUCAUUGAUUAUGGAACAAAAAUAUGGAAUUUCCAUGUCUGAAUGAUUUGAUAAAAAAAGGUACAUGCAAUAGUUGAAGGUUUAAACAAACAGCAAAGCUAAGUAUAUGAAAAAUGAAAAGCCCAAGUUGUUUUAGUUUCAGAUUUAAGAUUUACCCAUCUCAAGAUUAAUCACAAAUCAACGGAAAGUGAGAAAAGAAAAUCUAAAUUAAUCUAUCGAUUAAUCUUAAUUAAUUACCAUUUCUUGUUAUUUUUACUUUACUUUUGUCCAUGCAUUCAAUGAUUGGUUUGCUGUAACUAUUUUUCCCAUUACAUUUUCCAAUGGUUAUCCUUUUGUUUAACUCUAUCACUCUUUCAUCCGUUAUUAUUGAUACUAUUGUUAUAUUUUUGGCUGGUUUAUAUCUUGAAUCCACAGUUUAAUUAGAUUGCAAGCACAUCUUUCAUUAUAAUCUUGAUUUUCAUCUCCAUCUGGUCCAAUCUUGAUAAUAUUUCCUUUAAAAUCUCAACCCAAGAAGGGUAACUUCAUUUCGCGUAAUCUUUUCAUCUUUUUCCAAUUCUUUAUCCAGCUUUUUCUGAAUUACUUUCCUGGCUCUUCAUCAUAACCAUCAUCAUCGUCACUCCUUAACAUUUCAUCUUUAAUCCUUCUAGUCUGCUUUCCUCCUCUUUGGUUAUCACUUUAAACACCAAUCCAUUGCAAUUCCAGUUUAUUUUGUGUUCUCAUGUAUUUUUCACCACAAAAACCCAAAGCACUGAACAAAACAAAAGAAAAAAAAAUAGAAAAUAAAAGACGUGUUGAAAUGUGAGAGUUAAUUGAACAAAAACAAAACCUUAUCAAUUUUUCUGUGUUAAUUGUUAAAACCAUAUUAAUUUCAACAUGCCUUAACACUUGUUGGAAUAUUAUUUAAAAUGAAAAAUACAUUUAUGUUUGAUUGUAUGUGUUAAUCAAUAUCAUAAUCACAAAAGCAAAACAUCUCCUUUUUUGCAUCUUUUUGGUUAUAAUUAUAAUCAUGUUAAUUAUAGUUGAUUGUUGAAAUGGCAAUUCUUGUAAAUAAUUUUUGACGGACAAACCCCUUUACGAAUGAAAAUCGUCAACCUUUCAGAGAAGACAUUUAAAAUUAAAUGGAUGGCGAUAUGAAUAGAA